This is a messenger RNA of Macadamia integrifolia, 826 nucleotides long. RefSeq names its product MLP-like protein 28. The record is from RefSeq and is a predicted model, not a curated record. Gene Ontology annotation, biological process: defense response. Bases 73 to 531 code for a protein of 152 amino acids. The transcript is spliced from 2 exons. NCBI's taxonomy places the organism in Eukaryota, Viridiplantae, Streptophyta, Magnoliopsida, Proteales, Proteaceae.
AUAACCUUCUCUCUUUUCCAUCUCCCAUCCUUCUGUUUUCCAAUAUUUUAUUUUGAGCAAAGGUUAGGAGCAAUGGGUGUUGGUGGAAAGCUUGCAGUGGAGAUGGAGAUCAAAUCCUCUGCAGAUGAGUAUUUUCAUGCUUGGAUAGAUCAUGGGGCCCUAUUUUCCAAGGCUAUUCCUGAUGAUCUCCAUAAGUCUGAAGUACAUGAAGGGGAUGGAAAGAGUUUGGAGUCCACCAAUUCCUACAACUAUGUCUUAGAUGGAGAUAAAGUUGUCUCUGCCAAAGCCAAGAUGGAAGCCAUAGAUGAAGAGAGCAAAUCACUCACUUUGAAUGCAUUUGAUGGACAUGUUGGAGAGCUUUUCAGUAAGUACAAGCUGCAUGUGCAAGUCUUUAUUAAAGAUGGCAAGAACUUUGUGAAAUGCACCAUAGAAUAUGAAAAGCUAAGUGAGGAGGUCCCUGAGCCAAUUAACUAUCUGGAGGUUACAACCAAGGUUGCUAAGGGGAUUGAUGCGCAUCUUGUUCAAUCUUAGAACCAAGGAGUUAAACCCUAAUGCUUGGAUUAAUGCUGAUCACUGCUUGCUUAUGAUUGGAAGUAAAAUCAUAAUUCUAGAUCAUAUUUCUUGUUUAUUCAUGUUUGUGAGAACCUAUUUCUCCCUAAUUUGGGAAGUUAAUUUGUGUGACAUAGAAAUGUUUGUUGUCUUACCUCUACAUCUAUGUAGUUCUGUAAUGGUUUUGGAAUAUUAGAAUAAAAAAUGUGAUCACAUAAUCUUUAUAUAUGAUAAAUUUUUGGGCAGGGGAUUUCUAUGCUGCCUGCGUGUUUUGAUA